Messenger RNA from Sphaeramia orbicularis (orbiculate cardinalfish), 2308 nucleotides. It is a transcript of the gene zmat1, whose product is annotated as zinc finger matrin-type 1. NCBI's taxonomy places the organism in Eukaryota, Metazoa, Chordata, Actinopteri, Kurtiformes, Apogonidae. The transcript has 7 exons. Gene Ontology annotation, molecular function: zinc ion binding; nucleic acid binding. Bases 3 to 1835 code for a protein of 610 amino acids. The record is from RefSeq and is a predicted model, not a curated record.
AGAUGGACGAUAGAAGUGUCUGUCGUCCGCAUUUUGCGGACUCAGACCCUCAAACUAACAAUACUAGUGCACCCAACGCGGCUUCUGUCACAGAUGCUGAAAAAGUAAUAAACACUAAAAUAGAUAGUACCCAGGUCGAAGGAAACAGUUUAGAUGAAGAGGAGCUGCUUAAGAGACUCCUCACUGAUGAUUACUGCCAUGUGUGUGAAGCUGUGCUCCAGUUUGAAUCUCAGCGCCUGUCUCACUAUGAGGGAAAGAAACAUGCUCAGAAACUUAAAGUGUACAUGCAGGCAAAGAGAGAUGACAAAAUGAGCAAAGAGGGCACAGGAGGACUACAGCAGACGAUGACUACUGAUAAGGAUCGUUUUUGUGAGCUGUGUAACAUGGUGUUCAGUUCCCCAGUGGUGGCAAAGUCACACUAUGAAGGCAAAAUCCAUAAUAAGAAUCUCCGAAAACAAGGUCUGCAUCCACCUGGGACACAUACUAUACAAAAUCAGACUCAGGCUCCUGUUAAUACUGACCAUAAUUCUGCCCCUGAGGGUAGAACGGAUCAUCAGAUGCACCCAGCAGCCACUGCAGUGCCCCCUAGUACAGAGGUGGAUCUGAAAGACCCUAAUAAAUACUGUUCCCUGUGUGCUGCAAGCUUCAACAAUCCCCAAAUGGCUUUGCAGCACUACAAUGGACGCAAACACCAAAGGAAUCAGGCCCGGCAGGAGCUGCUUAAAGAGCUUGGAGACGCUGACCAACAAGCCACCUGCCUGAUAUGUCAGAUUUGCAGUGCCCAGUUUAACUCUGUGGAGAUGUAUCAGGCCCACAUGCAGGGAAACAAGCACCAGACCAGGGAGAAGAAGGUCAUCGACCUGUGUAAAUCCCAGCAGAAAGUUUACAGCACAUUUGCAGAUGAACUGGCAGAUUACAUCCAGGUCCAGAAGGCUCGAGGAAUCACCCCCAAGAGUGGACAUGCCCUUCCCCUGAUAGAAACGCAACAAGGGUGUGAAGAAGAGGAGGAGGAAGAGCAGGAGGGAUUACACAAGGGGAAUGUGAUGCAAGUGAAUAAUCCCAAAACAAACCCUCCUCCCACCUCCAGCCCUCCUCCUCACCCCCACCCUGGCCCUGGUUGUUUCUACCCAGUGGAGGGGUGGCAUCCUCUGUAUAAAGGCUCCCCCUGGCCCCCCCACAGGUGGGACUACAGCUACCCCCCUCCAGCAUCCACAGGCUCCGCCUCCUCACAGUUCACCAGUCCUCCUAUGAAAAGGAGGAGGCGCAGACAGCGGUCUAGUUCCUCCUCAUUUACUACCUCAUCUUCCUACUCCUCCUCGUAUUCCUCCUCCAGUAGUUCCACAAGUGACAGUGACAGUAGCGAUCACAGACACAGAGAAAGGCGGCACAUUAGAAGAUCCAGGAGAGACAGAAGCCGGAGGGAACGAAGUGAGGACUCAGAUAAAGAGGAGAGGAGGAGAUGGAGGGGGAUACGAGAUAACGAGUCAGAGGAGAGGAGGAGAGAGGAGUCAGGACAGUCCGAUAAAGAGAAAAGGAGAAGAAAGCACAAACCUGGUGGUAAACGUAGAAAACACGAAAAGAAAUCAAGACAGACAGACUUGAAGGAGGACGGAGUGGAAAAGACAGAGGACAUGUUGAAGCUGGAAAGUGUGGCUGAGAGUAGGAAUGAAGCUGAGGGGCACAUUGAGACUGAAAUGAAUGCAGAGCAGUUGGAGGGCGGGCCGGUUGAAUCGGCCAAAGCCAAAAACAGGAAAGAUAAGAAGAAAACAAAAGAGAAAGUAGACACUAGGACGGAGGAGGAGAAACUGUGGGACGACUCGAUUCUGGGCUGUUAGUCUCAAGUUGAUGAAGACUUUUGUACUGAAAUUAUCAAGGCAGAAAAGAUGUUUAUUAUUUAAGAUUUUCAAAAAUGUGUUUAUUAAUCAGACUAAUGUCGAUGCCAUUUUAAAUCAGCUUUCAUCUGAACGGACAGACCAGUCUUAUUCUCAGUAGGUGUGCUAGCUGGCUAGCCAUAUUUAGUCAGAAUAUGUUCAACUUUUGUCCGUGUGUUUAAAGGGGUUUCGUUGGCACAUCCACAACUUAAAUGCUAUGUCAUAUUUUUCACUCUGGCACAUAAUAAUGUCUUUAAGUUAAUUAACGUGCACAGUAUUUAUUGUUGACUAAUUUGUCUGAUUUCUUAGUACUCACGGUUCUCUUGGCCUUUUUAACAGUAUCUCUGCUCUGCUGAGGUUUCUCAUGAUCAUCCUCCAGAUGGUGCUGUUAAACCAGAGCAUAAUGAAUGCAAAUAAAGAUCCACUGAUGUCAGGAG